AUGACAUCUUUAUCUAUAUCAUUAAAACCAUCUUAUACCGUAUGUAGUAAUAAAAGUGAAGGUAUAUCUCGAUGUGAAGGAUGCUUACAAUUUGAUGUUCCCUUAGCAUUAAUAUCGAUCAGUGGAACAUCCACCUUAUCUUACGAAGGCUUUGGAUGGUCAAGCGAUAAUGAUAUUUAUUGUCCUGGUGGUGGAACAAAAGUUAAUGCAAAUUUUCGAGAUAAAGUUAAAUGUUGA
Rotaria sordida is the source of this 237-nucleotide messenger RNA. NCBI's taxonomy places the organism in Eukaryota, Metazoa, Rotifera, Eurotatoria, Philodinida, Philodinidae. The record is from the annotation of a GenBank genome assembly.